UCAGAUAUUUUUUUGGGUGCCGUAGAAGUGCAUCUCCGGAUCUUUUGGCCAUGGACUUUGAGGCGAUACUGGGCAAAUGCGGCGACUCCCAUCGCUACCAGUACAUGCUGUUGGCUCUCUACGGUCUCCUGAUGUUUAUUGUUUCCCGGCAAUACUUUGCCCAGAGCGUCAUUAGCUUUGUGCCCGAUCACUGGUGCUAUCACGAACAGCUGGAGAAUCGAAGCUAUUCGGAAAUCGCUGCAAUCUACGCCCCAUUCAAGAAACCUUCGUGCACGCGACUCGCGUCGAUCAACGAGGAUGGGAGCAAUGCCACUGCUAGCAAUCAGCCCUGUAAUCGAUGGAUCUACAACUACGACCAUGGUUUUAGAAGCAUGAACGCUGAUCUGAAUUGGGUGUGUGAUGAGGCGUACAAGGCGCGAGUGGGUCAGUCCCUGUUCUUUGUGGGCUCCAUGUGUGGCACCCUGCUUUUUGGACUACUCGGCGACCGAAUCGGACGGAUCAGAGCCGUGGUUUUGGCCAACUGGUGCGGCUUCCUGGGCGAUUCGGCCACCAUUUUCGCUGAGAGCUUGGUUACCUUUUCAGCCAGCCGGUUCGUAUCUGGUCUGGCUGCUGAGGCCAACGCCUACCUGAUGUAUAUUCUGGUGCUGGAGUACGUCUCGCCAACGAUGCGAAGUGUGGGCCUAAACCUGACGAUGUCUGUUUGGUACUGCCUGGGCAUGAUAAGUGCCUCUUGGCAGGCCGUCUGGCUGGGCGGUUGGCGCUCCUUCAUGGCCUGGUCAGCGCUGCCCCAGCUGCUGGUCACCGUCUUCUAUUUUCUGGUCCAGGAGAGCGCCCAGUGGCUGGUCACGCGCCACGACAUCGAUGGCGCCGAAUUGAGGCUGCGGCGGGUGGCCAAGUUCAAUAGGCGCGAGGUCAGCGAGGCGGACUUUGAGCAAUUCCGCCAGCAUUGCAAAACAAAGGAGUCCGAGGCCAGCAGUCAGGUAUCCAUGCAGAAGCAGUCACGUCUGAUCGAUGCACUCAAGCUGCCUCGCCUGCGCCUCAGACUGAUCUACGUGCUGGUUGUGUUCUCGAUAACAGUGCUCUGCUACAACACGAUGUCCCGCAAUGUGGAAGGCCUGAGCAUAUCGCCAUUCGUCAUGUUCACCCUUUUCGCCCUGACUUUGCCACCUUCGGGGAUCUUUCAAACCCAAGUCCAGAAGAACUUUGGACGCAAGUUUACCUCAGUGAUCAGUAUGACAGCCACUGGAGUGAUGACCGCGGCCACUGGGAUUUUGCUAACCUUUUGGACCCAGCCCAGUGAAACGGUUAUGGUGUGCCUCCUGCUGGUAUCCCGAUUCGGGAUCUCUGUGAUCACGGGAUCCACCAUGCAGAUAUCCGCUGAGCUUAUGCCCACCUGCGUGCGAUCCAGUGGCCUGGCGGUGAUCCACGUCACGGGAGCAGCCUUCUCCUUCCUCUCGCCAUUUAUUUUGCAUCUGGACACCUAUUUCCGGGCUGCAUCCUCGAUCAUUCUGUGCAUGUUGCUGCUGCUUUGUGCCUGGAUCUGCCUGCUCCUGCCGGAGACGAGAAACAAAAAGCUACCCAUGUCGCUGGCGGAGGGCGAGGAAUUCGGCAAGAACGAGCGGAUGUUCGACUUUGUGAGGAGCUUCGAGAAAGAGGAUAAAGACGAUCUCAAGGCUGGCACCAAUGAGAAACUUAUGGCGGAAUAAAUGUACUUACUAAGUAGGUGUUACGGUUGGAGCUAAUCAGUUCUAUUACGUUCUUUAUUUUUAAAAGAAAUGCAUUUAUUUACAUUCGUUAAAAUUUAUUUGCGCAAAGUGUCUAGCAGAAGAUGCCUGUAUAAUUUAAAAAAAAUACUUAGAAUUUAUUGUUUUUGUUAGAUUUUACUUUACAAACUUGUUUUUAGUCUACGCAAUUAUGUUUACGAAGAUUGUUGGUUUAUAAAAGUAUUAUUAAGAAUUGAACAAUUAAAUUAGCUCUACUACCCUAAACAGAACUGUAGGCUAUCCAUAACAACAUAAUAACAAGAGUACAAGAUAAUAAUAUAGCUGACAAUAGGAAUGGCACUAAAGACUGCGCUAAUUACUAGAUAAG
Drosophila takahashii is the source of this 2091-nucleotide messenger RNA. Its product is annotated as solute carrier family 22 member 13. NCBI's taxonomy places the organism in Eukaryota, Metazoa, Arthropoda, Insecta, Diptera, Drosophilidae. Gene Ontology annotation, cellular component: membrane. Gene Ontology annotation, molecular function: transmembrane transporter activity. The record is from RefSeq and is a predicted model, not a curated record. Gene Ontology annotation, biological process: transmembrane transport.